Emys orbicularis (European pond turtle) is the source of this 1267-nucleotide messenger RNA. It is a transcript of the gene RSRC1, whose product is annotated as arginine and serine rich coiled-coil 1. Gene Ontology annotation, cellular component: cytoplasm; nucleus. The transcript is spliced from 10 exons. NCBI's taxonomy places the organism in Eukaryota, Metazoa, Chordata, Testudines, Emydidae. The record is from RefSeq and is a predicted model, not a curated record. Gene Ontology annotation, biological process: alternative mRNA splicing, via spliceosome. The coding region runs from base 1 to 1155 and encodes 384 amino acids.
AUGGAUGAGCUCCGGGAUGGCUUGGCCCUGCCUGGCUGCGGCACCAGGAAGGCGCUGAGCUCAAACCAGGGAGCCGCGCCGCGCCGAGCCGGCGGCCCUAGACUCGGCCUUUUCCGGGCUCUCGCUCGCUGGGCCGGAGGCGGGAUUCAGCUUGUAAAAAUGGGACGUCGUUCAUCAGAUACUGAAGAAGAAAAUAGAAACAAAAGAAAAAAGAAACACCGUAGACGUUCAUCUUCAAGUAGUUCUUCAGACAGUAGAACAUACAGCCGUAAGAAAUCAGGAAGGAAGUCAAGGUCAAGAUCACGGUCUCGAGAGCUCCAGUCCCGUUCACAUUCUUAUGAAAAAAGACGCAGACAUCGAUCUAGCAGUAGCUCUUCAUAUGGAUCCAAAAGAAAACGCAGUCGUAGUCGAUCGAGGGGCCGAGGAAAAUCCUAUAGGUCUCAGAGAUCAAGAUCAAAGAGUAGAACAAGAAGGUCACGAUCAAGACCACAUCAACGUUCCUAUAGUCGAAGCAGUGAAAGAUCCAGUCACAGAAGAACUCAUAGCAGAUCUCGUGAAAGAGAACGACGUAAAGGCAGAGAUAAAGAAAAAAUAAAAGAGAAGGAGAGGAGCAGAGGGAAAGAGAAGGAGUUGUAUACCACCAAGCAUGGGGACUCUGGAAACAUCAAAGCUGGAUUAGAACAUCUGUCUCUUGCUGAACAGGCCAAAGCUAGAUUGCAGUUGGUUCUUGAAGCAGCUGCGAAAGCAGAUGAAGCAUUGAAGGCUAAAGAAAGAAGUGAAGAAGAAGCAAAAAAGAUAAAGGAAGAAGACCAAGCCACCCUGGUAGAACAAGUGAAACGAGUAAAAGAAAUUGAAGCUAUUGAAAGUGACUCUUUUGUUCCACAGACAUUCAGAUCAAGUAAAGAAGUCAAAAAGUCAACAGAACCUGGUGAACUAAAAUGUGAACCUGCAACUGUAGGAGUGGGAACUGUCGAUCUGUCUAAUACUGAAAAAGAAAUAGCACCUGGCAACAUUCCUACUGCCAUAAAGUACCAAGAUGAUAACUCUUUAGCGCAUCCAAAUCUAUUCAUUGAGAAGGCAGAAGCAGAGGAAAAGUGGUUCCAGAGAUUGGUUGCUCUUCGGCAAGAAAGGCUGAUGGGCAGUCCUGUGGCUUGAGUGAAUUACAGUGAACAUCAUACAGAAUUUCUUCAUGAAUACUAAGAAAAUUCUCCUGUAAAAUUGUUUGACUGUUAACAUCUCUUAAAAAGUAAAUGUGAGUUGUAAGGAG